CUAAUUUCUAAGCAGGAUUGAUGUAGCAUUUUAUGUUGUGUCUCUUAGUGCACUUGCACUAUUGACUGUGUAAUAUUUUAACACUUCAGACUGCAUGUGACAUAGAUUUAAGGAAUAUUUUAAUAGCUAGGUACAUUAUUCAUGUCUGCGCGAGCACCAUGGACAACACAUUCUGCUAUACGUUCAAUUUUCAAUUUUCAGGAAUGACUGCUAAUCAGGCUGGAAGAUUCCAUGUCCUAAAAAUGGGGCUGUGUGAUGACUUAUUUGGACAGGCCAAUCAUGCUAUAAACCCAUCGCCUCGUGCUAUCAGUUAUAUGAGAGACGAAUGGCUGAAGAAUGAACAUGGUGGCCUGAAGAACUUAUCAAUGGCAGAGGCAAUCAGAAAGUAUGCCGCAAAUAACCCAGAUGUGACGAUACUGGAGGACAUAUCAGAAGGAAGUUUUACUGCAGUACUUGUUACAGCUUUUAUGAAGAGAGUCCACAUUAAAUUUAGGGAAGCUGGAGAAGUAAUCUUUGUGGAUGCCACGGGAUGUGUUGACCAACUCAACACUUCAGUUAUUCCCUUCCUCUGUGCUGGACCAGCAGGUGCUGCUCCACUGGCAGUGCUGUUUACAUCUUCCCAAGAUGAAGCAACACUGAAAAAAGGUUUUGAAAUGGUUAAGAGUGCUGUAGCAGAAAAGGCCUUCUAUGGGAAGGGCACGCCGGAGACUUUCAUGACUGACAACUGCGAUGCCAUGAGGAAAGCCCUAGCAGCAACCUGGCCUGGAGCUCGACAGUUCCUCUGCAUUUUUCAUUUUCUACAACAAGUAUGGAGGUGGCUAUUGGACUCGAGACACGAAAUCAAGAAAGAAGAUCGCCAGGAACUUAUGACUAUAGUGAAAAGCCUCGUAUAUUCAGCAACGAAGAACGAUUUAUUCACGUCAUGGGGAAAAUUCAAGGCUAAUCCUCUUUCGGAGAAGUAUCCUAACUUUAGAAGCUAUCUAGGCUCACUGAUGGAAAGGAGUGACGAGUGGGCGAUAACGUUCAGGGCAGGUGCGGUGCUACGUGGACAUCACACCAACAACUUCUGUGAGGCAACAAUGUGCAUCAUUAAGGAAGUCGUUCUUAAUAGGUAAGCGCCAAGGGAUGUUUCUUUCUUAUUUGUGAUGGCUGGUUUUAUUAAUAUAAGUACCAUACAUCAACAUGAAAUUCAAACUGCCAUUUUACUGACUAGUUGUACAAUUGGAGGCCUUCUCGUAAAGCUCGACUGUGUUCUAUUACUUUUUUUUUUUUUUGUUCUACAUAUUUUCGCAUCAUCAACAAACUCAUCUGCGUUACUAGUGAUGACAAUGUCCUUAAUUUUCUUGAUUUCCGUGAUUAUUGUAAGUAGGGUAUUACUGCCUAUUAUAUUCAAGUGUUUCCAUUACAGUAAAUCACAUACACAACAUAUUUUCCUUUCUAAUAAUUAAGUUCCCCCCUGAA
Molecule: messenger RNA, 1461 nt
Organism: Eriocheir sinensis (Chinese mitten crab)
Lineage: Eukaryota; Metazoa; Arthropoda; Malacostraca; Decapoda; Varunidae
Exons: 3
Coding region: 159-1115 (318 amino acids)
Source: RefSeq, a predicted model, not a curated record